AUGAGUGGCAUCCACCGGUUUCUUGCCCGACGCGAUCGGCACGGCCGACAUGAGAAGCAUGGCAAAGAGGAGUCGUCUCUCCACAUGCUUUCCAAGCCUCUCUUUCAGGGCUUUUUCACAUCGGAGGUGAUUCCGGAGAACGGUCCAGAACACAAGAAGAAGGUCAAAGAGCUAGAACGUCGCAUCAGAGAGAUUGGGAUCGUGGGUCUGAGAGAAGAGAAUUGCAGCUAUGCCUUGCUAUCCACCCAAGGGGAUCUAGACAGGGCAUUUCUCUCCCUGAUCCUGCUUGAGGAUUCCAUCGAGGGCAUCAUCAGACCCUACUCUCCUACCACCAGACUCCUUGGUGCAGAGAACCGUGAAGGGGUCACCUGCUGGCUGGACUCGCUGCUCUUUGCCAUGUUUGUGCGUCUGGAUUGCUUUGAGGCCGUCCUGUACAAACAGUUCCCGGAGGAGCCGCGCAACAAGCUAGCCGUCCUGAUCCGGUACUGGGUGAAUAUGCUGCGAUCCGGGCAGCUCAUCACUACAGAUAUCACCAAGCAUCUGCAGAAUACCCUUGCCGAGUGCGGCUGGGCCGCAGCUGGUGAGCUGCGCCAGCAGGAUGUCUCUGAAGCCUUUACCUUCAUCACGGGCAAGCUUGAACUGCCUCUUCUCACCUUAAUGAUGAGCAUCUAUCACUGGGGGAAGACAGAUCUGAGCAGCGAUCACAAGUUCAUCAAUGAACGGCUGCUUGAAGUGGCUAUCCCGCCUGAUCGUGCCGAUGGGCGGACUCUUACCCUAGAAGAUUGCUUAGAGGCCUACUUCAAUAACCGGAUCGAAGUGAAACGGUAUCUUGAGGAGAAUUGGGACAGUCUUCUCAGCUCAGCCGAAUCGACAGAAUCUCUUUCGAAGGGAUCCUCCGCACACAUUGAGGAAGUUACGGGAACAAUGACUCCGACUCCUUCCAACAGUCCGCAGCCUCCCAAGGCAUCUCCACCGUCGUCGGCCGCUGGGAUGGAUGCGACUGGCACGGCCACUCGGACUCUCCCUCGUCGGGACAGCAUCGUCCGCGAAAGAUUUAUUCCUGACCCCACCGAUGAAAAGGCUGAUGCUAAAAGGCAUGGGCCACAGCCCCGGAAGGGUAGUUACCGCAAGGAGGUCAUGAUGCCUGCGUGGCAGUUCUUCAGCCUCAUUCCUUGGUACACCGAUAACACACCGACCAAUGACGCUCAGGUCGCCGACCACUUUUCUUCUCAGAGACCAAUCCUCGGCAUCUGCUUGAAGCGUUACUCCUACCUGCCAAAUGGGCGAGCCAUACGUCUGAAUACCUUCAUCGACAUCCCCACCGAGAUCGGACUUCCAUGUUUCAUCAAGGAUGACAAACUUGGCGAUCAAGAUACCCGUCUGUAUGGCAACUUCAAGCUCUCCUUGCAAUCCAUGGUCUGCCACAGAGGUAACUCGGUGGAUUCCGGGCACUACAUUUCCAUCGUCAGAGGGACAACUGCCGAUUCCUAUCCCGUGGGCGUGGAACCGGGCAGGUUCUGGAUACGAUUUGAUGACCUUGCCGCUGAACGUGUGACGCUUGUCGAUAUUGAGGAGGCCAUGAAGACGGAGUCUCCCUAUCUACUCUUCUAUCAGAUCCUUCCCAUUGCCGAAGAUGCGUCGACCUCCUACUUCCAAAACAGACACCAUGCACCAUCUUCGCAGGCGUCGGAGGACGCGAUGGUGGAUCAGAAUCUGGCGGAUGUCUCUGCGAACUUGCUCGCCUUGUCGGAUAAUGACAACAAAAACACUGAUGGCCACCACACCGAAGAGCCAACCUCUGGUCGACCCAGUCUCGAAGUGACGGCUCCAAACAGUCCCACGGCCCAGCUGAUGAGGAAUCUAAAUCGACGACCUGGCGUAGUUUUCUCGGAUCGCACCAGCCCUCGCCAAGCACGCUCGAUGCCGUCCACCUCGCCUCGACUAGCGCCCACCACCGAAGAAGAAGGCAACAAGUUCUCGUUCUCGCGACGUGGAUCCCGUUCGGCGACGAAGAGUCAGUCCGGAAGCCGUGCAGCUAGUCAGUCAGGCGAGAAGCGCCUAAGUUCCACAUUUUCUCGCUUUGCCGGGCGACUUAGCAGAGACAAGAUCAGCAGCGAUGGGUCGGCUGCGGACAGCGAGGUCGAUGAGUUGGCUCUGGACAGUGAUGAGGCAAUGCCUGGCGACGUAGCUAUCCAUUCUGAGGGCAGGGCCCAUUCCAAGGAAUAUGACCGCUUCAAAGAGAAGAAGGAGAAGGGUAAGGAGAAGAAGCUGGAGCGGGAGUGCCUGGUGAUGUGA
Molecule: messenger RNA, 2295 nt
Organism: Penicillium lagena
Lineage: Eukaryota; Fungi; Ascomycota; Eurotiomycetes; Eurotiales; Aspergillaceae
Product: ubiquitin C-terminal hydrolase family protein
Exons: 5
Coding region: 1-2295 (764 amino acids)
Biological process (GO): protein deubiquitination
Cellular component (GO): nucleus; cytosol
Molecular function (GO): cysteine-type endopeptidase activity; cysteine-type deubiquitinase activity
Source: RefSeq, a predicted model, not a curated record